ACGUUAGAAAGCCUUCAGCAAACGUAUAAAAACCUGAAGAAAAAGGCAAAAAAGACUGCCUCUGACAAGAAGAUGGGUAUUCCAGUGGAUAGCGCCACUUUGGUGCUAAACCUUGAAGAGUAUGGUAGUGACUGGGGCAAAGUUGCUGCAAAUACAGGUGCUAGCGAAACUUCGUGUAAAGACAUGUUCGCAGCAUUAAAGAAAGAAGCAAGAAAAAGUGAUACAAAUUUGAAAAGAAAUAUUAUGGGUACAGUAGGUGGGCCACCACCUAACAUUGAAAAUGAUCCAGUUUUGGAAAAAGUCAAAGUCCUUGCUGGACCGGUAAUGGAUGGUGUUUACACAAUUUAUGACGGAGACCGCAGUCUUAUGGCAACCCAAAAUGUACCACCAAUAGAACUUCAGAACAUGAGAUCAGAUUCUACAUUAUUGGAUUCCUAUAUGCAAGAAACUGAAGAUAAUUAUGAUUUCCAGAACGAGACAUAUUUUGCUAAUGACAAAACAAAUACUAAGAAAAAAACACACAAUUUAUUGACUUCUUCUACAAUAACUGAUCCGGUUAUUCAAGAGAAUCCAGAUCAAGUUGAUUGCCAGGAUGAGACAUAUUUUACUAAUGACAGAGCGAAUUUGAAGAAAAAGCCACACCAUUUAUUGACUCGAAAACGGAAACCAGAUGCUCAAAAUAAACAGACUGUAGCUGACAAAUUUAAACUACUUGCUGCAGAAAAAGUUGAGUUACUGGAGCUGCAAAAGGAGUUGGUUAGGAGUCAAUUAGAUGAGCAACAAAAACAAGCAGAACAUAACCAGACAUUGAGAGAAAUGGAGGCAGAAGAUGCAAAAAAAAAUACUUACAUAAUGAUAAACUUAGAGAAAUGGAGAUGGAGGAAAUGAAGAGGAGAUAUGUAUUUAAUGAAAAAAUGAGGCAAUAUUAAUCUCUAAUCGUCCAACUUUCAUACCUAUAUGAUCUAUAUGUGACUGUGCACGGGAAAACGUCCCACUUUGUCAAUUGCUAUAAAGCCGCACGCCGUUCUGACGUCAGGUUGGCGCGCAUAGCCGUGUAUCGCCCCAACGUGUGGGAACUCGAACUAUAGAGACAUUGAACCCCGCUCGGGAAGGUCAU
Messenger RNA from Leguminivora glycinivorella, 1117 nucleotides. RefSeq lists its product as uncharacterized. Bases 73 to 888 code for a protein of 271 amino acids. The record is from RefSeq and is a predicted model, not a curated record. Lineage: Eukaryota; Metazoa; Arthropoda; Insecta; Lepidoptera; Tortricidae. The transcript is spliced from 6 exons.